Molecule: messenger RNA, 1068 nt
Organism: Penicillium canariense
Lineage: Eukaryota; Fungi; Ascomycota; Eurotiomycetes; Eurotiales; Aspergillaceae
Product: TauD/TfdA dioxygenase family protein
Exons: 5
Coding region: 1-1068 (355 amino acids)
Cellular component (GO): cytoplasm
Molecular function (GO): 2-oxoglutarate-dependent dioxygenase activity
Source: RefSeq, a predicted model, not a curated record
AUGUCAGCCACUGUCGCCGCCACAUCCACGACAAUCAGGGGAGGCAACGAGCAAUCUCGUCCGCGUAUCUCACAACCACUUGAAUAUUCGGGCAGCCUGGAUUCAUAUUCCCAUAGUGAUUUGACUCCUGUAAUUGGCAGAGAAUACAGAGGACUGCAAGUGGCGGACAUCUUACAAUCGGAGGAAUGUGACCGGCUGAUCAAAGACCUGGCUGUAACCAUAUCGAGCCGGGGCGUAGUUUUCCUACGUGACCAAGAUGUGACACCAGAGCAAAUGCGGGCAUUCGCGGAGAAGUUGACCGCCAUCGCAGGAUGCCCAGAGUCCUCGGGGCUGCACGUUCACCCCUUGACCGAAGAGGGAAGCGAGCUGGGUGACCAAAUCAGCGUAAUCAGCAGCGAGAAGCAGAAAAAAGGCGGCGGACUCAUCCAUCAUCUCAGCGAUACAAGUCGGUUUGCCUCGGUGGGCUGGCAUUCCGAUAUCAGCUUUGAGCGUGUCCCCUCAGACUACGCGAUGCUCAAGAUCCAUCAGUUGCCGGAAACUGGAGGAGAUACAUUGUGGGCGUCGGGCUACGAAUUGUAUGACCGUCUAUCACCAAAGAUGGCAGAGCUCUUGGAGGGCUUGACGGCGACACACGAUGCCACAUUCUUCCACGAUGAGGCACGGCGGUUGGGAAAUCCGUUACGAACGGGAAUCCGUGGGUCGCCGCUGAAUCAGGGAGGAGAGCUCACGGCGGUCCAUCCGGUCAUCAGAACUAAUCCGGUGACUGGCUGGAAGUCCGUCUAUGUAAACAGAGGAUUUACGAAGCGUAUCAACGGCGUGACCAAGGAUGAAUCGGAUCUGUUGCUGCAGUAUCUGUUCAAUUUGGUUACUCAAAACCACGACACACAGGUUCGCUUCAAAUGGAAUCAAAAUGAUAUGGCAGUCUGGGAUAACCGCUCUACUUUUCAUUGUGCCACAUACGACUACAUAGAGGCUCGGGCUGGUGACCGAGUCUGCAGUCUAGGCGAGGCGCCUUAUCUGGAUCUUCAGUCUAAGUCUAGGAGACAAGCUCUGAGCGCAGAGCAUUGA